This is a messenger RNA of Symbiodinium pilosum, 1542 nucleotides long. NCBI's taxonomy places the organism in Eukaryota, Dinophyceae, Suessiales, Symbiodiniaceae. The record is from the annotation of a GenBank genome assembly.
AUGGAACACCCCUUGUCCGAUCAUGACUUGAAUAGGAGCUCUGGAAAGGACCUCUAUGCUCGCGUCACUCACUUAGCAUCUAUGGACUGGAGAAAUCAAAGCCACGCUUUCAGUGCUGCUGUGGGUGCUUAUGGGGAAGCCAUUCAGGCACGCCGUGUUUUUCAUCAGUAUUUGUCAACUAUUCGCCCAACAUCCUGGCAAGGGCCCCUCGUGCAUUACAACAGCUGGUACGAUUUCACAUCGUGGCAAGACCAGUCCUUCUUUGACCCCCAGCGUGCCGCAACGGUGCAGCAAAGCCUUUGGCUAAAACAGUUGUUGGCCGAGCUGUCACAAGACCAAAUGAAUGAGACUGCAGCCAUCAAGAAAAUCCACAUCUUUAAUGAUGAGCUCGGCAAGCGUGGGGUGCGCAUCGAUUCGUUCUUGUGGGAUGAUGGCUGGGAUGAUCCUCAGCGAGGGAUGUGGGCGUUCAAUGUGGAUAGAUUUCCAGAUGGCUUUGACAACCUUGCGCGCGUGGCUGAUGAAAGGAAUUGUAGCAACGGCAUCUGGCUGUCACCUUGGGGCGGCUAUGGCAAGGCCAAGGACGUGCGGGUAGCUGAGGCCAAGCGCCAAGGCUUGGAAGUGAACGAGCGGUUUGAGGAAAAGACUUGGGGAGACUUCCUGGAAUCAGACCUGAAGUUCACAGCAGCAGCUGCGAGCUUCCGGCACAAAGCGGCCGUGAAUCUCUUCAAGUUCGACGGCAUUGCUGGCGAUCCGACUGAAGUACCCGGUGAGAUUGAGGCCAUGCUCUCUUUUUCCCAUUCCCUGCGGCAAGUGGUGGACAGCAUCUGGCGUGGUCACAGGGAUGUGCUUGCGUUUUCAGCAGAUGAGCGGUGCAUCAUCUCUGCGGCCAUAGUGCAGAGGGCACGCUUCUUCCCAAUAGCACGUUUGAUGAUCCAUGGCACCGUUUUGUCGAAGCAUGGUGAUGCUCGGGCGCUCGGGCUUCACAUUGCCAACGAGUUGGACUGGGCACAGGAGGUUUGGUCACAUGCUUCUUUGGGCCUGCUGCUCCAGGAGUUGUACAUAUCGCCAGACCUGAUGGAUCCGGGUCGUUGGGAUGUGCUUGCGGAGGCGCUCAGAUGGGCACGGGACCACCAUUCAACGCUUGAAGACAUGCACUGGGCCGUCGGUAGUGGAUGCGGCCAGGAGCCCUAUGGCUGGGCGGCCUGGCGGGAUGGUUUGGGCUUUCUUACAUUGCGUAAUCCCACGGCAUCCCGCCUGAAGACAGAGCUGUUCAGGCUAAAGGAUGCCUUUGAGCUGCCAUUGAACGGGCCGGUCCAGCUUGAGUAUCGCGUCGUUAAGCGGUUUGCUGGGUCCUCAUCUCCGUCCUGGCAAUGUAGCUCCUUACAGGGGGGCAAGAAGGCGACAGGCCAUCAAGGCAGUUGUCUUGUGAUUCUGGAGCAGCAGACCCAGGUAAGCCUGGACGCCGCCGAGCUGCUAAUUCUCGAGUUCGGAGCCCCCUCUGGGCCUGAACACGAAAUCCUGAGCACGAGAACGGACUUGUGA